AAUGAACAUUUUGUGAAAAAAAGAAAACAAAAAACGCAUAAACUUGAAUACAAUAUUUUUUAUUUUAUUAUUUUUUAAUUUUUUUUUUCAAUGAAAAGAGUCGCAAGGGUAACCAUGUAAAUAGUAUUAAUUCCAAGUCACGAGAUUACUCUAUACAUACUAUCAUGACUUCACGAGUUUAUGUUAUUAUACUGGCCAAAUUAUACUUAACUAAAUUGACAUAUUUGACAAUUCUACUCCAUAUUAACUAAAUCAGUUGGCGAGGGAUUACAUCAAAUGAAUAAAGCUUAUCUUCCAAUUUCAGGAGAUCUUAGAUUGAUUAUUAUAUAUCAUCCUUGUGACUCUCUAAACGCUAACAAAACCAAGGAUAUUGGAUCGGAAAACCCAACAAUCUUUCUAGAAAACUAAAGUAGAAAAACCGAACCACCCUUCGGAAGACACGAACAUAAACACAAAACACUUACCGGAGCUAUCGGUGAUUUGGUGGUAAUGGAAGAAAUUCAAUCGUUGGGAGGAGGAAAUUCAUGGGGAAAUAUUAUUUCUGACAAAGUUUUCUCUCUCUUCAAUUCUCUUCCUAAAAAGGGCAAACCUCAAGGCCGUGAAGUCACUGUUUUGGCUGCUUUUCUUCUAUCGUCUCCUUCGCAAGAUUUGGAGGUGGUUGCUUUGGGUACUGGGACUAAAUGUUUGCCCAGAUCAAGUCGUAGUUCAAAUGGGGAUGUUGUGAAUGAUUCUCAUGCUGAGAUUAUUGCCAGAAGAGCUUUGUUAAGGUUCUUCUAUUCACAGAUUCAUUCUUAUUGCGAUUUAAGUGAGCGACCACAAGGUGUCGAUGGCAGAAAGUUGCCUCUUUAUUUGGAGAUUGAUGGGUCUGGUCAAGGGCGAUACAAAAUCAAAGAGGGUUGGAAUUUACAUAUGUAUAUUUCACAGCUUCCAUGUGGGGAUGCUUCACUUAGUUUGCCACAAUCGUUGAGAACUAUUUCCUUUGGAGAAGAGUUCCCAGCAUCAUCAACAAAUGUGUUUCAUCCUCCCGGAGAAAUAACUUCCGAAGCUUUAUUGAAGAAGAAUGGUGACUGUCCAACAAUAACUGGCUUAGUUCAAAGAAAGCCUGGCCGUGGUGUCACAACUUCGUCUGUUAGCUGUUCUGACAAAAUAGCACGCUGGAAUGUUGUUGGAAUACAAGGUGCAAUGCUUUCCUACCUGCUCCAACCUGUUUAUAUCUCUUCAGUCACCAUUGGGCAAUCAUGCAGUAGUUCUCAAACCCUUUCCCUGAAGGAAAGCUUGAGGAGGGCGUUGUAUGAUAGGCUAACACCUUUGUCUAAUAUGUUAGUUGAUCCUUUUCUAAUUAAUGAGCCUUUAUUUUUUGAAGCUCCUGUCCCACCUAAGGAAUUUCAGCAUCUUGGUUCUGCUCAGGCGACUUUAACAUGUGGGUACUCCAUAUGCUGGAAUAAGCAUGAAUUACAUGAGGUUAUCCUUGGGACAACUGGAAGAAAGCAAGGAACCUCUUCAAAGGGAGCAUUAUUUCCAUCCACGGAGUCAUCCUUGUGCAAGAGGAGAUUGUUGGAAUGUUUUUUGUCCUUUAGGUGCAAUCCUUCAGGUGAUUGGAAAAACAAAACGAUGUCAUAUAGAGAACUUAAGGAAAAUGCUCAUGAGUACAACCAAAUGUCUAAGAUAUUGAAGGGGAGCUCAACUUUCUGCAAUUGGCUCUUGAAACCUGUUGAUUCUGAUAUGUUCUCUAUUAGCCUGUAAAGAGGUUACAAGAUUCUGCCUUUGUUACUGUUUUGCAGCCGGGGAGAUAACGUGAAGCUCAAGAAAAUACUUGGAGCAACAUGUAGCAUCUCUCGAGCAUUCAAAGGUGUAAACAAUGUGACCUUAAUACGUUUCAACAUCAUAUACACAAGAAGGAUCAUCUUUGGAACAUGCAAUACGUUGGCCUAACAUACAAGAAAAAGGUGACUUGUGGCCCCACUUAGUCACGAAAUCAAUGUCUUUAAUACCAUUGUUUUGCUUCCUAAUUUCCAUUGUAGCUAGAUUUAUUAAUAUCUACAGUGUAUAUGAUACACUUUUAGGCAUAGGCAUCACAGACCCUCACUGCCAUGAAAAACGAGUUUAAGUUCUUUGGUCGGAAAACUUUGGGUUAUGGAAGUUAUCAUGCACUCGAUUGGCUAAACAUAGUCACAGGACCACGAUGUCAAGAGUCGAAGAAACGGGCUGUUGCUGUCAAUGUCUUAUUCUGUCUAUUUUUCUUCUUUACCCUCUUAUUUUGCUAUGAACUUUUUGUUGGUUGGAGUAAUUCUGUAAGUCAAAUUUUAAACUUUGUUUUUAAAUAGCGAAUUUUUUGUUGCUAUUACUCUUUAA
Chenopodium quinoa (quinoa) is the source of this 2352-nucleotide messenger RNA. RefSeq names its product tRNA-specific adenosine deaminase 1-like. Gene Ontology annotation, biological process: RNA processing; adenosine to inosine editing. Gene Ontology annotation, cellular component: nucleolus; cytoplasm. Gene Ontology annotation, molecular function: double-stranded RNA adenosine deaminase activity; double-stranded RNA binding; tRNA-specific adenosine deaminase activity. The record is from RefSeq and is a predicted model, not a curated record. Lineage: Eukaryota; Viridiplantae; Streptophyta; Magnoliopsida; Caryophyllales; Amaranthaceae. Bases 490 to 1743 code for a protein of 417 amino acids. The transcript has 11 exons.